CAACCCCUGUCACUGAAUACAUUACGUAUAUGAAGUUGUUUAUCAACAACAGCCCAGAUGCGUGUUGCCUUUCAAAGUACCCGGAGUAUAUAUAUUGAAAAACUGCUGAAUCCUGCUUUCCUAUACGAGUGAAUAAGCUGAACAGCCAGUGUGUAUAACAUGGACCAACGGUGCCAGCUGUCUUCUCGGGGUAUGAGGAAACCACCCAUUUCAACAUCAGCCUUGCUAUGUGUCCUGUGUGUUGGCUUAGCGCUGAACCUUUGUCCUAUCAUCGACUUGUUUACCACCCCAAACAGCCCUGACUUGUGUUUCAUUAAUUGGUAUAAGCUGCUGUACACUGGAUACUGUUUCCUGAACCUCAUUGUUGCUCUGUUGAGAAGCUCUGCCCGGAGGUCUGUGCUGAGAUAUGGCGGUAGGAGGGUGUUCCUGUGUGGCGUGUUCAUCGUCGUGUCAAGUUAUAUCUUUGUUACGGUUGUUUUGGACAGAUCAGCUGUAUGGACGUGGAACACUUUUGAAUCCAAUUUCAUCAAGAGACUGGAGAGCAACGUCGUGGGUAUAUUCGAAACUAGGCCUGACUUUGUUGUUCGUGAGCUCCGCACUCUAGAACCCAAGAAACUCGAGCGACAAGCCAGGUAUGAAGGUGAAGAUGUAAGACUCGUGUGUGAGGACAUCUUGAUUUUCCAUGGAAGAGUUACAUUUCACGAGAAACAGGUCAUCUGGAAGCAUAAUAAACAAAGAAUUGAAUCGUCAUCCCGAUACCACAUCACCUCGUCGUUUGACGAAAUACCGGAAAAUGACACUAUCAGAACAUUGUUGAGUCGAUUUGAUAUGGACCUUUAUUUAUAUCGUGUUGAAUCAAAGCUCGAAAUUUUUCUAAUUAAUAACGAUGAUUUUGGAAAAUUUUCCUGUCAUGUUGCUAAAAACGCUAUUGCUAUAAAAUCGCAGGACAGUAAAUCAGGAAAUGACUCAAAACAGACCCGAACGGCAACAAAAGAAAAAGUCAAAAAUAAAGUCAGAGAAUGUCCCAAUACACGCGAGGGACAUAACCGAUGUCCCUGUCUUUCUCAGGAUUGGGCUCACAAGAACUUCAGUGUUUUACCAUAUGAGUGGACUGCAGAGUUCAUCUUGGCGAAGAUCAAACCUACGAGAAGAACGGUGUCUGUUCCAAUAGGUGGUAUUGUUUCUACGAGUGCGUCUUAUGUGAAUCUGGAUGACACGCCCGGACUCAUUGAAUUUGAUCAUGAAAUCAACGGAAGGUCCUUCAUUAAAACAUGCGAGGGCCUUGAUCAGUCAUGCUCCAUAUUUGUGUUCCUGUACUGGUUCCUGUGGCAUGAUGGUGGCCAUUACUCAAACAUUCCUGCCUUCUAUCAACAAUUGCUGAUGGUGGAGGGCGUUGGCGGCACAAGCUGGCAAUGUGUUUGUCCUAACACAUACGGAGUCCACAAAUUCGUCUUCUAUCGCCAGUUCUACAAUACGACCCUUGGAACAUACCAAGUUAGUGAUGUGGAAUAUCCCGACACUGUAGAACUUGUUCCCGAGAAGCCCCAUCUCUUGGACUUGUAUUACAAUGGCUCAAAGAAACUUCUUCCGUUGCCAAAGUCGUCUUGCUGGGAGGAUGUUGAUAAACAAGAGUUUCUUGAAAUGUGGCUGGAGGAUCUAUCAUGUCACUUCUUUUACAAAGAAAAGCAGAUAUUCCUCUUGGGACUAUUCUUUUGUAUAGGACUGGCUUGGAUUUUGACCAGAACGAUAUUGACAUGGGUGACCAAUCCAAUCAUCAACGUGAUACUUGGGAGGAAACGAGUCAACAUCCAACCAAUCCAAGGAAGUGGUACACUGGCAGGACUUGCGCCAGCAGACAACACUGUUUUUAAAUACGACCUCUACAUUUCGUAUGCAGAUGAACAGAUGGCAAUGGCGACUGAAAUCGCCCAAGCUCUCACCUCGCGGGGUUUGAGAGUGUGUUUUCGUGACAAUGAUGUUCUCGGAAAUGAAAUUGUUAACCAGGCUGUUUCAAGGCUGAUUGGGGAGAGCUGGAAAUUUCUCGUCAUUGUCUCACAAGAAUACGUCGACAGUGGACUUCAGAAUAAUUUUGAAAUACACCUUAUCAUACAGAGAUUCCACGACGGUUAUAUCAGCAACAGAAAUGUAUCCCUCUUACCAUUGCAACCAAACUUGAUUUCCGAUGUCUUUGACAAUUUCGUUAUUCUCAACCAGUAUGAAAACAGUGAGGAUCGUGUAGAGGAAAUAAUGUUAUGGCACGGACCGUCACUAUUUCAAAACGAACCAUAUACCGCUGUCCCUAUUAAUAUAAGAGGCCAUGAUUGCGGUUUUACAUCAACCUCGGUCUACUGCGUCAGCAGUGUUUGCUUUUACUUGUUGUUUCGUAUACUUAUUACAUGUGGGGUCUGUUUGGUAGAAUACUUUCUUCUGAUGGUGUCAUUCCACAGCAGCAAUGCAAUAGUUUUCUGAAAAGUAUUUGGGACUUGUCAUAUAUGAAUUACUGCUUAGGUUUAGAAGUGGGGGAAACAAAGUCUUCUGGAGAUAUGGAUGCAUUCGUCAGCACUCGCAUGUUUCCGUAACCUAGAAGUAUGUGAUUUUGAAUGUUAUGAAUUAGCUCCUUUGCAAUGUACCUUUGUUUGUUUGUUUGUUGCUUAACGCCGCACUCAGCAAAAUUCUAGCUAUAUGACGGCAGUCUGUAAAUAAUCGUGUCCGGUACAGACAAUCCAGUGGUUGAAGUCAUGAACAUCGAGCCAAGCAAUUAUAGGAUACGAUGACAUGCAUCAACCAAGUCAGCGAGCCUGACCACCCGAUUCCGUGAGUCUCCUCUUACGGCAAGGAAAGUCGCCUCUUAUGGCAAACAUGGGUUUGCUGAAGACCUAUUCUCUACCCGGAUCUUCACGAACACGUGAAGUGAUUACAAUGACACGUGUUUCCACAAUGUGGCUCAUAUGGCACAAUAUAUUAAUAUGUAUUAUUUGCCUUUAUAAGACAGUAUGUAUCCUUGUAGAAGACGAAUUCCAUGUUCUUAUGAUUUGUGACCAAUAUUCUAGAGCAAGAAGAAACUCUUUUCCCAAGCGUCUCGUUACCCCUCCCUCUAUUGAGAAUUUAUAAGACUUAUGUCAGCUGAAAACGAAGAAAUUAUAAAAGGCUUAGGUAAGUUUCUCUCCCCAAGUCAUGAACAUCGAAAGGAAACAGUGUGGAACGGUAAAUCAUUAUUAAAUCUACCCAGUAUGCAAAUAUAUAUAUACAGUAUAUUUCCAUUGUAUUAUGGGCCGGUGGCCUGAAGUACCGAAUAAAUUUGUCUGUCUGUCUGUCUGUCUGUCUGUCUGUCUGUAUGCUUGGUUAAUAAACGUAUCAAGAUAGA
Haliotis rufescens (red abalone) is the source of this 3364-nucleotide messenger RNA. RefSeq lists its product as uncharacterized. The record is from RefSeq and is a predicted model, not a curated record. NCBI's taxonomy places the organism in Eukaryota, Metazoa, Mollusca, Gastropoda, Lepetellida, Haliotidae. Gene Ontology annotation, biological process: signal transduction. The coding region runs from base 160 to 2469 and encodes 769 amino acids. The transcript is spliced from 2 exons.